UUUCGUAAUUAGGUUGUAAAUCGUUGUGCAAACGAAACUUUCGUCUGCAAAUAUUAUUUUUUUCGUCGUUGAUUUAUUGUGCACAAUAUAAGAAUAGAGAGAUGUAAAUAAUCAUGGUAGCAAUGGUCAUAAAUUGUUGGAGCGACGAUGGAAGGAAGAAAGGGCCGCGUUCCAAAUAUUGGUUUAGUCGUGUUUAUCGUUGUAGCAAAUUGCGCAAAUAUGUUUGCCUCGGUGGCAAAUACUCCCUAAGUCUGUAUACUAUAAUUAGGUGAGCGCAUUUGCGCUAAUCAAUUACUCCUCAUGCAGCGCCGAAAGCGAUCGCAUCCAAUUAGUUUCGUGCGAUCGUUGUGCGACCGUCUUUAUUCGUGCUUAUUCAUUCAAUUAUUUGUUUUGCUUUUCGUAGUCAAGUUAUAUCAGAGCGUGCGACGGGGGGCCAAUAGAUAAAGGAUUUCCCCAGAGCGCGGAGGGACGAUGGACGUCGGAGAACCGCUUGUUCUGCGCUCAGUAUCGCAAGAGGAACGGAACUGAGCCGUUCUCGUAUCAUCCGUACAUCCAAAAAAUUGUUACUACAAGACGAAGAACCCCGGAUUGCGUGCGGUUUUUUUGUAUGUUGCUGAAUGGGACGCGAGUGCUGCUCCCCGUGAUCCAUCAACUGAACGCUAGUUAAUAACAAUGAAGUUUGCCGAACAUCUAUCAGCGCACAUCACUCCGGAAUGGAGAAAGCAGUACAUAAACUACGAGGAGAUGAAGGCGAUGCUGUAUGUGGCCGUGGAGGAGGCGCCAUGCUCGGAGAGCGUAGACCCGGAAAUUUUGAACCGUCAUUAUCAUAGCUUUGAUGAGCACUUCUUCCACUACUGCGACAAGGAGCUGAAGAAGAUCAACACGUUCUACGCUGAGAAAUUGGCCGAAGCCACACGUAAAUUCGCCACACUCAACACCGAGCUGAAGACGUCCUUGGCGGAGGCCAGACAUCGGCCGAAGUCGCACCACAACAGCGACCAACCCGUCACCAAGAAACCGGCAAUUCCGCCGAGGAAGAUCCAAGAGUUCAAGACGGCCUUCAGCGAGUUCUACCUCAGCCUCAUUCUCCUCCAGAAUUACCAGUCGCUCAAUCACACCGGCUUCAGGAAGAUCCUCAAGAAACAUGACAAGUUAUUUUCAGUCGACAUGGGUGCCAAAUGGCAUGCCGAGUGCGUCGAAAUCUCUCAUUUUUACACGAACAAAGACAUAGAUAAAUUGAUCACCCACACCGAGAACACCUUUAUUAGUUCGUUGGAGUCAGGGGAUAGGCAAAAGGCCAUGAAGAGGCUGAGGGUGCCUCCGUUGGGAGAGCAAAGAUCUCCGUGGACCACGUUCAAAGUUGGACUGUUUUCGGGAUCCUUCAUCGUGCUCCUUAUAGCAGUCGUACUUUCAGCGAUUUUCCAUGAGGGUACGAGCGAGAAUUUAAAGAUAGCUUUCCGCCUUUAUCGUGGUCCACUUCUGAUCAUCGAAUUCCUCUUCCUCAUGGGCGUGAACGUGUACGGUUGGAGGUCGAGCGGCGUGAACCACGUACUCAUCUUCGAGCUUGAUCCGAGAAAUCACCUCUCCGAGCAAGACCUGAUGGAAUUGGCGGCAAUUUUUGGCGUCGUCUGGACGCUGAGCAUACUGAGCUUCCUAUACAGCUCUUCUCUCAGCAUCCCGCCGUACGUGAAUCCGCUCAGCUUGACGGUGAUCAUGCUCUUGUUCUUAGUCAAUCCACUGAAAGUGUUCAGAUACGACGCGCGUUACUGGUUCCUCAAGAUAUGCGUCCGCAUGAUCGGAGCACCAUUCUUCCACGUCAAUUUCGCCGAUUUCUGGCUGGCCGAUCAAUUGAAUAGUUUGGUCGCAGCAUUGCUAGAUUUCCAAUUCCUGCUCUGCUUCUACUUCAGCAACGGCAACUGGUUGGAGGCUGGAGAUUUAGGGCAGUGCCAGGAGAAGAAUUUCAUAAUAAGACCGAUAGUGAACUGCAUUCCGGCUUGGAUCCGUUUCGCGCAGUGCUUGCGCCGUUACAGGGACAGUAAAGAGGCGUUUCCGCAUUUGGUGAACGCGGGCAAAUAUUCAAGCACAUUUUUCUCCGUAAUUUUCGCCACGUUGCGGGCAUUUUAUAACGAUCAGUACGAAGACCCGAUGGACAAUCCGUUCCUUUACCUUUGGAUAGCAGCGAGCUUUAUAAGUUCCUGUUACGCGUACACGUGGGACAUCAAGAUGGAUUGGGGCCUAUUCGAUAAAUCGGCAGGAGAGAAUAGGUUCCUCAGAGAGGAGAUCGUGUAUUCGUCAACUUUCUUCUACUAUUUUGCCAUCAUGAUCGAUUUGGUGCUGAGAUUCGCGUGGGGAUUGAGCUUCUAUUUAACCGAGAACAAGUUCGUGAGCGGAGAUUUAAUGACUUCCAUACUGGCGCCUCUCGAAGUCUUCCGUCGUUUCGUGUGGAACUUCUUCCGUUUGGAGAACGAGCAUCUGAAUAACUGCGGUAAAUUCAGAGCUGUUCGCGAUAUUUCCGUGGCGCCGAUAGACCAGUGCGAUCAGACGCAGAUCAUACGGAUGAUGGACGAGGAGGAUGGAGUGCUGAAUAGGAAAAAGCACAAGUCUGGAAAGAAGGCCAAGGACGAGAUGAAGUUGCUGCUGCAGGAGGAGAUUAUCAGCAAUCUCGAUUCGAGUAGCCCCACCUCGACCAUACACUAACUGCAAACAGUAUUUUAAUUGAACAAUUAACGUGCUAACCCUUAAAUAAUACUUAAUCUACCCGAAUUCAUUCCCUUUUUAUAAAUAUACAUAAAUAUAUACCAUUUUAAGCCAAUUUAUAUGAUAUACAAAGAAACGAUUUAUUACUACUAUUUACUUAUAUAGAUAUACAUACAUACAUUAUUAUACAACUAUUUAAUUAACUUGAAAGGUGCCUUAUUGAUUGCCCGAAGCAGUUUCUUUUCUUACGUUUACAAUAUUCGUACUUAAGAAAGAUGUUUUCUUUUUUUUAAAUAAACUUAAUGUGUAAUUUGCUGUGAUUAGAUUUUCGUAUUUAUCGAGUUUCGCAAAAAGAAAAGACUAUACGACUGUGAGAAGAAGGAUAAAACAAAUAAAUGAAAAACGUAAUAAA
Messenger RNA from Nicrophorus vespilloides, 3109 nucleotides. Its product is annotated as xenotropic and polytropic retrovirus receptor 1. Gene Ontology annotation, biological process: phosphate ion transport; cellular response to phosphate starvation. The record is from RefSeq and is a predicted model, not a curated record. Gene Ontology annotation, molecular function: inositol hexakisphosphate binding. Gene Ontology annotation, cellular component: plasma membrane; Golgi apparatus; cytoplasm. Bases 673 to 2697 code for a protein of 674 amino acids. The transcript has 7 exons. Lineage: Eukaryota; Metazoa; Arthropoda; Insecta; Coleoptera; Silphidae.